AUGGAGAGACAAAUAGCUGAGCUAUCGAGCAAGAUAAAGACCCUUAACUUUAGGCGCACAAAAACGAGUGAAAUAUUAGAGAAACAAGAUCGACAAGCAUCUGAACGUCAAAAACAAAGUAUUAUUAAUAUAUCGAAAGCAGUAAACGAGCUAAAAGAAACAAUCGAAGAAAAAAAAAUUACGAAAGGUGAAGAUGAAGGGGCUAUAGCUGAGUGGAGCAAACUAUAUGAAAGCGAACUUGAGAAAGCAGAUCAGGAUAUCAAAUUAUUAGAUCAACAGAUCAAGAAAAUGGAUGAUGAUGAAAGAGAAGCCAAAACAGCUUACGAACACGAAAGAAAGUUGGCAUUUGAACUUGAGUUAUUUGAACGAAAGGCAAAAUUUCAGGAAGAGUUAGAGAAAACGAAACAAGAUGAAAACAAUCAACACAGUAAACCAACCUCUGGU
This is a messenger RNA of Paramuricea clavata, 444 nucleotides long. Lineage: Eukaryota; Metazoa; Cnidaria; Anthozoa; Malacalcyonacea; Plexauridae. The record is from the annotation of a GenBank genome assembly.